CGAGGAUGAUGCGUGAUGAUGCUCUGCUUGGCUAAUAACGGAUGCUGAGCUGCAUCCCGCCCCCAUGCCCCCCCAUACGAAUGCUGCUCCAUGGUGCCAACAGACGGACAUUAUUACACGGCCGAAGAAAACAACAGCCAGCCUCCAUCACCAGGGUUGAGAUCAUCUCCAGUGUAGGUGGGUGUUAAUGAGUGCCUCCAUGGCAAACAGGGGACCAAGCUAUGGGCUCAGCCGUGAGGUCCAAGAGAAGAUUGAACAGAAGUAUGAUCCGGCUUCGGAGGCUCGGCUUGUGGAAUGGAUUGUGGUCCAGUGUGGCGACGACUUGGAGCGACCUGAACCUGGCAAACAGAACUUCCAGAAAUGGCUCAUGAGUGGAACUAUUCUCUGCCGGCUCAUCAACAGUCUGUACCCCAGAGGUCAGGAGCCAGUUAAGAAAAUCACAGAAACUAAAAUGGUCUUCAAGCAAAUGGAAAAGAUCUCUCAGUUCCUGCAGGCUGCUGAAGAAUACGGUGUCAACAGAGGAGACAUAUUCCAAACUGUUGAUCUUUGGGAAGGAAAGGACAUGGCUGCAGUCCAGAGGACACUGACGGCCCUGGGAAGUGAAGCUCUCACGAAGGAUGAUGGACACUACCGUGGAGACAAAGACUGGUUUCACAGGAAAGCCAAGGUCCACAAGAGGGAGUUUUCUGAGGAGCAGCUGCGUCAGGGCCGCAGUCUCAUCGGCUUCCAGAUGGGAAGCAACCGUGGAGCGUCUCAGUCUGGCAUGGCAGGGUACGGCACCCCACGGCAAAUCAUGCGGCAUGACUCUCCUCGAGACAACGGCCAUCAGAGCAAUCCCUAAACACUACACACUUCUGUAUUUAAAACCUCCACUGGAGCCCAAAGCCAAAUCCAGAGCUCCAGAUGUAGGAGGAAUGUGUACAUGUGUGUGUGUGUAUUUAGAGUCUCACACCAGUCCUAGAAUUACACACAUCAGAGUUGUCCCUUUACCCACAAUGCACCAGUGCCAGCUGUUAUCAUCUCUCAGCCAAGAUCCAGAGCAAGGCCAAAAUGUUUAAAUUGAAUAUAGUUUGACAGAUGAAAUGUGCAUCUCUCUGAAGGUGUAUCCCUUUUAGAAUGAUAUAAACUGACAAUCAGAUACUUGAAUGUCUAAUGUCCAUUUACAAUAAUGCAUUUGGCCAAUGCUUUUACCCAAAACAAAUUAAAAGUCCAUUUACUUUUGUGUCUUGUGAAUCAAACCCAUGUCAUGGUGGGUUGAUUGAGUGCAUGCUGUGCAAAAGAAAAGUCUAUUUCUACUUAAAGCCAUAUGUAACCAGUCAGUAUGAUUGAUGUAUACUGUCUAACUAUAAACGUUCCUGUUCCCGCAGAAUACACCAAACUAAUCGACUCAUCCUAUAAUGUCUUCACUAACUGUCAUGGUUGUGCUAACAUUUCUGAUGUCAAUGCAAAUAACUGAUGCUAUACAUUCCAGUGAGAAAAGAAAGAAAACUGUACUUAAGAGUCUGUAUAGAGUAAAACGGAAAAAAAAAAUGGUGGUAUUUAUGAAAAGUGAGUUCAAAUGCAGCUAUUUUCAACCUUUGUUAAUUUUAUGCAUUGACUAACAUGCAUGUCAAGUAAAUGUGCUUCUGAUGCGAAGAUUAUACUGCAGAUUAUAUAUAUAUAUAUAUAUUUAUUGAAGUUUAAUGAUUGUAGCCACACAGUACCUUUGACAAUCAAAAUAGUUUAUAAUUGUCACGACUGAAACGUUUGGCUGUUUAGUUCAGUGUUUCAUUUAAAGUUUGUGGUUUGAUCUCCUUUUAAUUGAUCAUCUUUACCAUCAUUUAAAUAUUCCUGAUUGUUUUUUUAUUUAGUAAAUGUAUUAGUUUACAUUUAUUGGAAUGUAGUGAUUUUUUUUAUUUAAAAUUGUUUGACUUUAGAAAAGAAAGGACUAGACAUUAAGAAGAUACUAGUGUACAUUUUUAAAUGUGUGCACAAAUAUCUAUUAUCUAUUAAUUCGAUAAUUGUUGCAAAUCUUACAAUUCACUGGUAGUUAAUUAUGUGUGUGUGCAAAGUAAACUUCACAAGACCAUUUUGUGUUUGAAUUGGAACAUCUUCGUCUAUUGGCAAAAAUGAUAAUACAUGUCACAAACAUGAUCAACUAUUGGCAAAUGUGCCUCAAUAUACAAACCAUUGCACAUCCAUUUAAUUCUGAGCUUCACAGACACAAGCUGCCAGGUGUAAUGCAUUGGUUUGUGGUCAGAUCCAUUUCUAACGUCUAUUCAACUGAUGGAAAAUUGUGCACGCAUACAUAACCAUUUCAGAUGGUGAUCAGUGCGAUGUCAGAGUAAACCUGCACACACACACACACACAGCUCUUCAUGAGAGAUCAUGACCACUGGAGAGGCUUGCUUAACUAAAGGUAACCUGCUUUUAUCAAAAAUGAAUUGUAGACACUUGCAUGUAGGUGACAGUAAACAAACUUGAGUUUAUUUCGAAACGCUCUCCUUCAGCUGAUAUACAUGUUCGUUCUGCUUACUGUCAAACAUCCAAACCAUCACAAUGGCUUCACAAUUUUGUCCACACACAUCUGUCGCUCACACACUCACUCACUCUCGUAGCUCUCUGAAAAACAAAAGAUCUGAACAGAAAGAAUAUUGAAACUAAGAGGAAUGAAAACAAAUAAAAACAA
Messenger RNA from Carassius gibelio (silver crucian carp), 2668 nucleotides. Its product is annotated as transgelin-3-like. The record is from RefSeq and is a predicted model, not a curated record. The coding region runs from base 188 to 841 and encodes 217 amino acids. Gene Ontology annotation, molecular function: protein binding. The transcript is spliced from 5 exons. Lineage: Eukaryota; Metazoa; Chordata; Actinopteri; Cypriniformes; Cyprinidae.